Messenger RNA from Pseudoliparis swirei, 3535 nucleotides. It is a transcript of the gene hoxc9a, whose product is annotated as homeobox C9a. Gene Ontology annotation, biological process: anterior/posterior pattern specification; proximal/distal pattern formation; DNA-templated transcription. The record is from RefSeq and is a predicted model, not a curated record. Gene Ontology annotation, cellular component: nucleus. Gene Ontology annotation, molecular function: DNA-binding transcription factor activity, RNA polymerase II-specific; RNA polymerase II cis-regulatory region sequence-specific DNA binding. Lineage: Eukaryota; Metazoa; Chordata; Actinopteri; Perciformes; Liparidae. Bases 2654 to 3469 code for a protein of 271 amino acids. The transcript is spliced from 2 exons.
CGAAACACAACUUCUUGUUUUUGUUUACCAAAGUAAGCUAUGUUUUCAAAACGUUGAGGAAUAAGUGCGAGGUUUUAAAUACGAAAAGGUUAGGUGAUGCAACAAAGAGGCAUUUGGUAGAUGGUACAUAUUAAUCUUUAAUUGUCUAUCAGCAACCCCCCUUGUGUUCAGGAGGAACAACAGUAAAGACAGAAAUGCCUGAAGAAACAACAACAAAGGGAUAUUUAAAGAUGCAAUCUUUUUAUUGAAGUCAAACAAACAUGGAUUAGAGACAUUGUUAUAUAAAUCUUCACGUGUCAUUAAUGGACCCACACUAACACACACUGCACACACACAGAUGCACGUACACACAAACGAGUGAAACCGCAAUACAAUACAAUACAAUGCAAGGGAUUAUUCAUUGGAUUACUCUGGACACAGAUACGAGUUAUAUCAUGUGUUUAUAUGACCAUAUGUUAUUGUAAUAAAUGGCAACUAAGCACUUUUUUAUUCCGCUUUAAUGGCAGCAGAAUAAUAUGGAAUUAGACCUUCAACCCGCAGAAAACUGGAAGCGAAUUUAAUUUAAGAUAAUAUAAAUAUACUAAACGGCUUUAUUUCUGUGCGUAAAUGUUUGACUGGUCGCAGACGUGCGCAUUGACCAGCGCUCACCAGGACGCCGUGUGGCGGUUCCGGGUUCAGGUCUGGCGUCUGGCCUUUUACAUUUCAUGGUUGAAUCUGAACUCAGCAGCCAUGACAAACAUCGCACUUCCCAACGCGCACUGGUUACAGUUGUGUGCGCCAUCGUGUCCAACUUUUGAGUAUUACAUGAGUACAUUUCCAAUCGUAAAAAAUAAUUUUGCACAAUGUGAGUAAACUAUAGUCUAGACUAAUGAGUGACGUCAUGCUAUCCUUGUAGCUUGGCGAUGACAAAGCCAAGACUCGUUUAAAGUCAUAACACUUUACAGUUUCAUUUCUAUUUUCCUGUACAAUGCACGCAUAGUUAUCACACGUAAUAAGAAAUAUAAUAAUAGUAAUUUAUUUUAAAAUGUGGGCUCUGGUUAAACUCGAUUGGGUCAGUUAAACAUUUCCUAUUUGGGAAACACAGUGUAUAUAUCGUGGGGUUAUUUCCAGCAGAGUAUACGUCUACUAUAAUAUCAUUUUUAAACAUUCUUAUAAUUAGCUCCCUUAUGUUAAAGUUGGCAAUAGUUCAAUUCCCCUUUUCCUUCAACUCACUGGUCCACUCGGUAAAAGAAAAAGAAAAAAACUAAUUUUAAACAUCAAAACAUCAAUUACGCAUAUCAUCAUACAUGUCACACAAAAUAUAUAGUCCACAGCACAUCAAAAACAUCCAUGCAUUCACAUAUCAUUAAAAGUCAUCACAAUUACACGCAUCACCUUUUCUCAAAAAUACACAAUACACUCCUGCAAAUGGUGCAGCUUUAAAGAUUUACUUUUGCACCAUUCGGCCGUAUCCAGUCUGCAUAUGUGUAUUCAGCGUUCAGUAUUUAUGUCACAGUUAGUCUAAUUUGUGUUCACCGCGCGACUUCUCCGGUUACAUUAGUAUUGUAUUAUUCGCUGCAACAAGACAGAAGAGUUCAGACUUGUUUUGCAGCCUGCGAACUAACAAAUAUAUCGCAGGGCAAACGGCGAGCUUGUGCCAUGAGAUGCAACAGUAACUGGAUCCCUGUAAUGAAAUCUUUCAUUUGGUUAGUCAUUUAACGAACCUGUUCUGCCCUCAGCCUGCUUCUUCUUGUCUUCAGCCUUUCUGUUUAACAGGAAUUCUUGCACGUGCAUAAAAAGUGGUGGUGGUUUUAUGUUGAGGGAGGACCUCGGCUGCAUCCUUAUUAACGACACGUUUAUGAACAAUCAAAUGGUCCUCGUUAAAAUUUAUAGAUGAGCAUAAAAACAUGGACGGUCACUAGCCGGAUAUAACCCGCUGCAGUGGGCUGCUUGUCAAGAAAUCGUAUCCCCUCCUCUCUUAUCUCCGUGAAUGCAAGAGGAUAUGGUUGAUCUGUUGCGCCCUCGUUAAACGAUGCAAACUUAAUUGUUGUCGUAUCCUGCAUCCCAUAUUUCGAGUCCCUAUCUGGUCUGACCUAUUUGUAUCAACUGGGAUGGCGUCUCGUUCUAUCCACAAAUAAACAGACAUCUCCAGGAAGUUAUAAACCCUUUGACAGUAUCAAACGUGCUGAAGCUGCUUUGAUAAAGAUAAAAGACGUCAACGAUACAACACAAACACUUUAAUGCUGCAAUACUACCCAUUGCAAUAACACGGGGCUCCGGAUUUCGCCAGACAGAGAUUGAUUACACCAUCAAAUAGUGCCCUGCAUGCUCGCUUUGAGACGGAAUGUGCGCAGGUCUGUACUGCGACUAAAAGAAAGAUCCACCAUCACAAAGGCGCGUUUUCUGGAUAAAGAAACCUAUUUGCUGAAGUUACCUCUAAUAAGUCCCAGAGAAACGUCAAACGAGCUCAUUCUUUGAUCCGAUUUUUGUGCAUUGAGAUCCCAGGAUAAGUGGCGCAUUGAUCCACUGUACAAUUUUUGUGGGGGUAAAUAUAAUCACGUGUCAGUGAGUCAGCCAAUAGCAGCCAAGGAAGCGUUGAGAAAUAAUUACCUGCCUUGAUUGUUCUAUGGCUAGAUAAAAAAGUACACAUACACUCCAUAUAAUAAUCGGAUGCAUGUUAAAGAGUCAGGGAGGCUUCGACAUGUCGACCACGGGUCCCAUAAGUACUUAUUAUGUGGACUCCUUGAUCAACCAUGAAAACGAGGAUAUCCUUGCUGCAGCUCGGUUUUCGGCUCCCGGUUCGCACCCAGCCGGCCCACGUCCGACGUCCCUAAUACCGGAGUGUGCUGACUAUCCUUCCUGCAGCUUCGCACCCAAGCCACCCGUCUUCUCCACCACAUGGACCCCCGUACACUCCCAGUCAUCAGUGGUUUACCAUCCAUACAGUCACCAACCUCACUUAGGCACAGACUCGAGGUAUAUGCGGUCAUGGCUGGAGCCGAUAUCAGGCGCCGUGCCUUUCCAUGGCUAUCCGGGGAACAGCAGGCACUAUGGGCUGAAGACCGACGCCUUCCAGGAGCACAGAGCCGCGGAGUGCCUCGGCUCCAGCGGGCGGACCUACACGGAUUAUCUGUACUGCUCAUCCAGUGACAUGCGAGACAAGACGCAGCUGAAUAUCUCCUCUCCCGAGUCGGAGCUCCUGGCUACAGGGAAGCAUAAAGACGAGACGCCGGAGCUAGAUCCGAAUAACCCUGUGGCAAAUUGGAUACACGCUCGCUCCACGAGGAAGAAGCGAUGUCCGUACACAAAGUACCAGACUCUCGAAUUGGAAAAGGAGUUUUUGUUCAAUAUGUACCUCACUAGGGACCGCCGAUUCGAGGUCGCGAGGGUCCUGAAUCUGACCGAGAGGCAGGUCAAAAUCUGGUUUCAGAACCGGCGAAUGAAGAUGAAGAAAAUGAACAAAGAAAAGUCCGACAGGAAAGAACAAUAAUGUGGACUGCAGUCACACAACAACCACAAUAACCACCAUUCAAAAGGACAGCACGGAUGUACACCC